AUGGCAAAUUCUAACACAGAUUCGAGGGCAAACUUGCAGAAAGCAUUUGACAAGAGCAAGGCCCUCUUCUUCUUGGAUAUCACACCACCCAACAAAAUUGAACCAAAGACCAAAGUCAUCGCGUACAUACCCAACUAUAUAGCAGAUGUCGAGGACAGCAAAAACGCCCUUGUUACUGCCAAAAUCUUACCGUAUCGAGAAAAGUUCGCCGAAGGCCCUGAGAACGUUGUCAGGAGGUUCCGGAAUAAGGAGCUGCAAUGCAUGUCAUCAUAA
Pestalotiopsis fici W106-1 is the source of this 273-nucleotide messenger RNA. RefSeq lists its product as uncharacterized. Bases 1 to 273 code for a protein of 90 amino acids. The record is from RefSeq and is a predicted model, not a curated record. Lineage: Eukaryota; Fungi; Ascomycota; Sordariomycetes; Amphisphaeriales; Sporocadaceae. The transcript has a single exon.